AUGGGUGUCCGUGAAGCAGAAGAGCGCGAAACACUUGAAAUUAAGUCACGUCAUGAGGUUGACACAACACGAUUGAUAGAUCCAGUUUCAAGUAGUCAACAACGUAAAGAGAAAACGACUUCCCCGAGCUCUCCCGAGAAAUCGAGACAUCCAAGUAAAAUCAACCACACGACAGCUUCAGCCUCGGUUGUUUCUCCCACGAAAAAGUCGCGAAAGUCUUCUGCAACGACCUCGACGCGAAGUCCUUCGGCCUUAUUUUCAUGUUCAUAUCUCAUAAUAAUAAUAUUAGUUGUAACUGUUCUUUUGUUGGGUGUGACCUUGGAUUCAUUUCUUCACCAUCAGAAAGACCCUAUAGGAUGCGAGGUUUCGUACAUGUAUCCGGAGUACAUUAAACAAGUUGGUUUUGAUAGUGAGCAAACACGAUUUGCGGGAAAAUAUGGACUUUAUCUGUAUAAAGAUUUGUCGUACGAUCGUGGUGAUCAACCCAUAGGAAUUCCGGCCCUUUUCAUUCCAGGAAAUGCCGGUAGCUAUAGACAGGUUAGAUCCAUAGCUUCCGAGACGUCAAAGUUAUAUUACGGGAACAGAUCGGAGCUAUGGAACAAUGGUUUAAGGUCAAUCGAUUUUUUUACAGUUGACUUUAAUGAAGAGCUUUCUGCAUUUCACGGACAUUCCCUUCUCGAACAAGCGGAAUAUAUCAACGAUGCAAUCAGGUACAUUUUAUCAUUGUACCCAUUGGUUAGAAAGAACCAACAAACUGGACCGUCCUUACAAGUUUAUCCCGAUCCUACCUCCGUGAUUAUAAUUGGUCAUUCAAUGGGAGGAGUAGUUGCAAGAACUUUAUUUACCAUGCCAAAUUAUCAACCCGGAUCCAUCAACACAAUUUUGACGAUGUCAUCUCCUCAUCUAUUACCACCCGCCCCGUUCGACUGGCAAAUAAGCAAAAUUUAUACGGACAUUAAUGAUUUUUGGAGAAACGGCUAUUUCCAAAAUUCAACUCGAAAUUCGCUAGAAGAUGUAACUUUAAUUUCAAUCGCUGGUGGAAAUUUGGAUACCGUAGUCUGUUCCGACUCGGCCAAUAUAAGUCCUCUCGUUCCUGCGUCUCACGGAUUCACCGUGUUCACCACAUCCAUCCCUAACGUAUGGACAGCAAUGGAUCAUCAAUGCAUCUUGUGGUGUGAUCAAUUGGUCGGGGUCGUUGCGAAUUCACUGUUAAGUGUUGUUGACAUCAGACGCGCAGAACAGACGAAACCAAGGCCAGAGAGGAUGUUGGCUUUUCGCAAGGUUCUCUUAGGCGGGUUCGAUGAGCCUGCCGAAGGUGGACACUAUGAACCCAAGAGGGGAUCUUUUGGAAUCAUAAAUUUGGAAAAGCUGCCUCACCGGUUUUUGGAUAUGGGAGAGAGACUUGUGUUGAACAAUUCGGAGUCAAUCCCACGAGUAUAUUUGAUGUCCAUACCACCGUCAGCGCCUCACUCUGCCUUAAACGCAUUUUCUCUUUUAACCGAUCAGUCUCUUUCUGAAGGUUCUGGGCUUGAUAUACUCUUGUGUCACGUAAUGCCCACGGAAGCGGCUUUUUUCACGCCUGCCAUUGCUCCACACAUGAAAAGAGGAAUCGAGUUACAAUUCUGGACGGACCCUACGUGUUCUGCACCAUUGUCUGUUGAUAUUGUGUUGGAUUGGUAUGGAAGUUUUGGAAAGAUGGUUAUGCGCUUCCAAACCGUUCUGGCUGCGUUUCCUUUCGUCACGAUUAUGAUGACCCUGAGGGCUCAACUGAGAGAAUAUAACAAUGGAGAACCGUUUCCGAGUUUUGUUUACGGGUUGUCACUUUUCGUUCGCCAAACAUUACCAAAGUUACUUGUUGCAGUAUCUGUUUUAUCGAUUUAUCAGUCGAUCGCUGUAUUUCCAAAAACAUAUUCAUUAGCAGAGCUAUUUAUUAUGGAUUACGUGCCCGAGGAUUUACGAAAAAUAGUCAUGGAUAGAGCUCCGCUCAACGUGUGA
Molecule: messenger RNA, 1995 nt
Organism: Acaulospora colombiana
Lineage: Eukaryota; Fungi; Glomeromycota; Glomeromycetes; Diversisporales; Acaulosporaceae
Source: the annotation of a GenBank genome assembly